AUAAAUGCUAUUCGCCCAUGGCGUGCUUGCAAAAAGAGCACAGCAGACAGAUCAUUGGCAAACCCACGAACUGGGACGCUUCUCUUCUCCUUCACAUUGACAUGGAUUCUGCUGGAAUCAAGCAAAUAGCCAGACACAAUUCAACAUGACUGAACCCCACCGGCUCCUAAAAUCACCUUCCAGACAAUGUUAAAUGUUUUCUUCAAAAAUAAUAUUGCCAUUCCACUUGUGAUUACAUUUGUGAUUCCUGCUGCUUUACUUGCCUGUAGAUACACAGUGUCGGACGUAAUGAGAAACUAUCAAGGCAGCAUAGAAACGUUAAUAAAAGCAGUGGAUAAUUGGUACAAAGACGAAUACAGCCAUUGUUGCACAAGUGAUGAAGAUGAAAGGCCGACAUUCAAUCAUCAAUGUAAUAAUUCAACGAACAACUGUACUAAACUGAAUUGCUAUAAUCCAGAACUAAUAUUUCAGUGCAGCAACAGCGAGGACUUGUGUCAAUUGAAUUGUUUACUGCAUUGUCAGACGCAACAAAUAAAGAAAAAGAGAAACCUGACGAACGUAUUGGAUAACAUUAUAUCACAUACAGGGAGGUUUCUAUGUUGUAAGAUUAUGCACAAAAAUAAGAAUAAGAAAAAUAAGAAUAAACAAAAUAAGAAAAGGCUUCAAGACUAUACAGAAGAAACAAGGAGAAGAGGUUCUCCAAAAAACACAAAGAAAGAAAAACAUCAUGUAGGCCAGCACAAGUGUUCCCAACGCAUAUGUGAAGUAAAGGAAACCUUUUCCAAUUUAAAGACCAACUGGAAGAAAUUUGCACAAAAUGCCCCCGAUCAAUGUAAAUAGGGGAUUCUACUUAGAAGGAGAAGGAAAUGCAUUCCAUUUCUGGACUUUGGAUACAUUUUCUUUCUAGUUAUGGACACUGCUAGAAUUUGACAUUUGAAGAAAGCAGCAAGU
This is a messenger RNA of Pelobates fuscus (common spadefoot toad), 951 nucleotides long. RefSeq lists its product as uncharacterized. Lineage: Eukaryota; Metazoa; Chordata; Amphibia; Anura; Pelobatidae. The transcript is spliced from 8 exons. The record is from RefSeq and is a predicted model, not a curated record. Bases 187 to 840 code for a protein of 217 amino acids.